Messenger RNA from Drosophila bipectinata, 604 nucleotides. The record is from RefSeq and is a predicted model, not a curated record. NCBI's taxonomy places the organism in Eukaryota, Metazoa, Arthropoda, Insecta, Diptera, Drosophilidae.
GAGGAUUUAAAAAGCCGGAGCCGAGAGUCCCGCAGCAUCAGUUGAAAUUAUUCCGGUGGCUAUUCAAGAGGAAACCUAAAAGACUUAAACUAAACUUAAACUUAAAAGUACGAAAAUGGUCCAGCCGGUGGUGCUCUUGUCUGCGAUUUGUUUUAUUACCGUCGCCCUGGGAUCGGAGGAAUCUUGUUAUCUCACUGAAGAGCAGGAGGACGACUGCGCGGCGGUCUGUCAUCCGAUCGUGAAGCCCCUCCUGAGGUACUUUGAGAAGAUUCAGGCCAAAGAAUCCCAGUUCCAAAAGGAAAACUUAGAGUUGCAGAAAAAGUAUACGGACUUGCAGCAAAAAAGUCUGGAAAAUUAUGACCAGCUAUCGAAGUCCCUGAGAAACUACUCCGACUUGCAGAAAAAGUAUUCAGAUUUGCAGGAAAGCCAUUCGGAAUUGCAGAGAAGAGAACUGGAACUUAUAUCACAGAUGCAAAAGGAUAUAUCGGACUUGCAAAAGGAUAAAUCGGACUUGCAAAAUAGGGUGAUUGAAGUCGAAAAUCUACAGGCUCAAAUAGAUUCAAAAAAUGUGGAGAUCAAAUUACUAAAAGAUAAAAUUAAAUAA